GAUUUUAACCGCCAUCCGCGCUGUUUUAGAUAACUUGGCACCGACGAGGCCGUUGAUGUGAUAAUGUUGAGCGGAAGCGGCGCUGCUGCGGCUGGUUCGGAGACCCAUGUCAGAGCCCAGCUCGCAUGCACAGUUCACUGAGCUGUGGACGACGGUUUCCAACCUGUGCCACGGCAGAACACGGGACGACAACACCGGCAGACAGAUGCCUGGCGCGGCUACAUCACCGAUGCGUAAAGAUCUGCAGAGUCCCAGGAACAGAGGCUGCAGCAGAUACCCCGGCCUGAACAAUGGAGAUUCUCCGGGAGAUGUGGAAGCAUCGCAAGAUAUUUUCUGGGAUCCAACAUCUCCUACUCAAGCUAAUGCUGGGUCGGGGCACAGGAACACCAGAGUUGUGGAAAUAUCCGAUAUUGUGAACCGCAUUGCUCCAAAGGAUGUGAGACCGAGAGGGACUGACUCUCCUUUGCUGCAGUGGAUCGGUGACAGCGCCAUCCCCUGCACACCAGAGAUCCGCAAGCCAAGAGCCAGGAAGAAGUCCUCUCGACAGAGCAGCGUGGACGACCUCAUGAAGCUGGCCAGGCAGUUUGACGAGAACAUGCAGCAAGACAAGGAGACUUCAGAACAGCUGAACACUGUCCACAGUGACCUCGCUGAAAGUGUUAAGACUUCUGAAACACGAGUAGCGCUGACAUCAGUCCCGAGCAAUGCCAAGGACCUAAAGUGUUCAUCCUCGUCGGAUCAGGUGGAGGCCGAGCUGCACGCUCUGUUCGACUGCUCCACUCAGAAAGCCAGCGGCCGGCUGAGCCAAAGCCCCACGGCAUCGGCCUGUUCACAAGACGCUAAAGACCAACACGUGACUUCAGCUUUGUCUGAACAAAGACGAUCAGAGCUCAAGUCAGCUGACGAGUCUGGCUCAGCUGCACAUCCUGCCGGAGAGAAACGACCUUGUGCUGUAACCACAAACAACUGCGCUGAUUUCGAUGAUGACUGGGACAACGACGACUUACUUAAUGACUCUUUUGUGCUGGCGAUGACCCAGAACCCCAACGAGCUACAUGAUGCCAAUCCUAAAACCACCGUUCAGUCUGACGCUAAGACAAACACUACUCAGUUGGCCUCGGUUUGCAAACCAGCUGCAAAGAAAAACACCACACAUCAGCCUUCAAACGUGCACUGCAAGCCAAGCUGCAGUGCACUCCAGGAACUGUGUCCCAAACCAAAGACUACCAACAGAAGCACUUUCAAGUUACAGUCUAACCCUUACUUCCAGACCAAGGAAGUUUCAAAGUCCAGCCUCACUGUGAAACAAGCUAAAUCACAGAUGUUGGGGCAGAAAUCUGCGACCACAAAGACACCUUCCACUCCGCAGCCUGACAAGAUCACUAACAAUCACAAGAGGGCUAAUUCAGGAGCAGACUCUGGUCAAGACAUUUCAGACAGUUUGUGGGAUGACGGGGACGACGACGCGCUGCUCUACCAGGUAUGUGACAGCGUGGAGAGGAUCUCCAACAGUCAGCCGCAGCAAGUGACGACCAGCAGCUGCCAAGAAAAACAACACAUCGCUGCGGACGGACAACGGAAAACCACCGAGCCUCUGCCAAUCGACGCAGUCUCGUCCACCAGCACCAGCGCUAAAAGACAGUCGCCAUGUGCUUUUGUUCGUUCUAACUCAUUACCGACGACUAGCAGCGGAACUGUGAACUACCAAGGGUGGAACGUUCCCAUGAAGGGCGCCAGCGACAAGUCACGGAUGUCUCAGAGCUUCCCGGGAAGCCGCAUGGGUCUGGGCACAUUUGGCCAGCGUAGGGAUUCCUCUGGAACUUUGGAGGCUGGAAAUGCUAACGUGGAUACGAAGCCGCAUGCAGUGACAGCCAGAACACCGCAAAGCCUCAGGUCCCAUCAGACAGCGUUCAAGAGAAACGUAUCCGACUCGGCAGCCGUAAGCAGCAAAGUUUUCGUCACGAGCCAGAUGACGGGGAAGUGCUCCGCCGCCGAGAUCGAGAGGAAGAAGCAGGAAGCGUUGGCCAGGAGGCGGCAGCGGAUGCAGAACGGCCCGAAACCGUAGAGCAGCUCCAUCCUGACAGGACUUCUGAAGCUCAUUACACCAGAACAAGUCUUUACAAAACUCAUCAUUCCAGACCAGCGACUCUGAAGCCUGACGGUUGAGCAGCAGAUCACCAGGCUCUGGGUGACUUGCUGGGCUCUCUGCACGUUACGGGACCUUGUGUCAGUUAAAGACAAGUAACUGCCUGCUGCUAAUAUAAAAACACAUUUCAUGAGAGAAGAGUUUCUGUUUUUGUUGUAAGAUCUGGUGCUGCGACAACUUUUUAAAAAAUGUUCCUGAGCUGCUUUACGCUGAAUAAUAGUUUACAUCCACCGAGCCUGAAAACACCCAACGCUGACUAACGCCGGUCACAUUUCCUGUUUGUUUGUCAGGAUUGUUAUUUCAGCUCUCUGGAGCCGUUCUGGACUGACAAUGUUUUUGUGCUUUUGUUUAAAUGUACUCGGCGUCACUUAUCAGAUUGCAACAGCAAAAGCAGACAGACGUAGAAACACAGCUCGUUGUUGAUGUUGUCCAUCAGCUGAUAGUGAACGCUGGCAGUAAAGGCUGCGUUCGCUGUCACGCGACCAGACAGUUUAUGUGCCUGAAGCCUCUUUUGAUGCGCAGUUUGUAAUCAAAACUGAUUUAUUUUAUUAGAAGUAGAGCUUGAGACAGUAUUGUAACACAGGAACGCUUUCCUUUGGGGCCAAACUAAACAUUUAAUAGACGAGGAAACAACACGUCUGUUUUUUAAAUGAAGUGAUUGAGCAGAUUUUGUCUGUAUUUUUCUCUGUGUUCUGUUUGUGCAUCUCACGGUUUUUGUCAUUUCAAUUUUGCACGUCAGGGUCCAGUGUUGUGCUGUAAAGACAGCGUUAACGCCCUCUCCAUCUACUGCAAUCGCCACGUUAUGCACCUUUCAGGAAAGUUCAGUUUUACUGCAAUAAAAACGUAACAGUGACAUUUUGUGCUUUUCAUAUUUAGAGAGGAUGAAAAAAGGAAGACAGCCUCACACUACAAAUAAUAGAAGUUUUGGUUGUCGGUUAGACAACACUCAAAUAAAAUGCUAACGAUGUUUGUGUUUCAGUCUUUGUAUAUUCCAACAUAUCUGUCCUGUUACUUGGAGACAACCUGAUAGACUUGACUGUAUUCUUUCCAGCAGUGAUGUCAUGAUCUUUAUGCCUUCUAACAAAUAAAUAUAUUAAAACA
Messenger RNA from Stegastes partitus (bicolor damselfish), 3247 nucleotides. RefSeq names its product ewing's tumor-associated antigen 1 homolog. Gene Ontology annotation, biological process: regulation of DNA damage checkpoint; positive regulation of protein serine/threonine kinase activity; replication fork processing. Gene Ontology annotation, molecular function: protein serine/threonine kinase activator activity. The record is from RefSeq and is a predicted model, not a curated record. Bases 107 to 2065 code for a protein of 652 amino acids. Gene Ontology annotation, cellular component: nuclear replication fork. The transcript is spliced from 6 exons. NCBI's taxonomy places the organism in Eukaryota, Metazoa, Chordata, Actinopteri, Pomacentridae.